This is a messenger RNA of Eimeria mitis, 3525 nucleotides long. Its product is annotated as 5'-3' exonuclease, putative. Gene Ontology annotation, molecular function: RNA binding; 5'-3' RNA exonuclease activity. Gene Ontology annotation, cellular component: nucleus. The coding region runs from base 1 to 3525 and encodes 1174 amino acids. Gene Ontology annotation, biological process: nuclear-transcribed mRNA catabolic process. The record is from RefSeq and is a predicted model, not a curated record. Lineage: Eukaryota; Apicomplexa; Conoidasida; Eucoccidiorida; Eimeriidae. The transcript is spliced from 15 exons.
AUGCUUCGUGAGCCGGAGAAGCUCCAACUGCUUCACAUCUCGUUGGUGCGCGAAUACUUAGCGCUGGAUCUGUUGCCGGCGAAGAUAGCCUACAGCCAAGAACAGAUUGCAUUUAGGAACCAGGAUGCUGCUCACGGAGAUUCUCUUUCACCUGGAGGCAGCGCCAGGUUAAAUAGGCCAGGUGAAGCAUCGCAGCAGUCGCCAUUGGAGGGACGACCGAACCGGCGUGUGGAUAAGAUGCUCUGCUGCCCAGCCGAGACAGAGCGCGCUAUCGACGACUUCGUCAUCUUCUGUUUCUUGGCGGGCAAUGACUUCCUGCCGCAUACGUUUUCCACGGACAUUGGGGAAAAAGGGCUUGAUAGAAUACCGUGUACUGGCCGCAUCCGUAACGAGCAAAACGCCGGCGGAUGGCCCAUGGCUUGUCGGGAGCUGCCGAUGCUUAACAAUUUUGGUGGGGACACGUGCAAAGCAUUCCGUGCAAAGUUCUAUAUGCAAAAGCUAAACAUCGUGCUUGGCACGGAAAGAGGCGAAAGGGAACUGCAGCACUUGUGCCAAAGUUAUCUGGAAGGACUCCAGUGGGUUGCAUACUACUACUUCCGAGGCCCGGACGCAAGUGGGUGGAGGUGGUUUUACUCUUACCACUACGCUCCCUUCUUGCGGGACGUGCUCGACUGCAACGUGUUCAGCCCGUCGAUGGUUUCCAGAGGCGCAGGAGCAGGCAAACGCUGCGAGGACCUUUCGUAUCUUUUAGACCGCACAAUCGCAUUGCCUAGCGGGGAGCCAUAUUCACCGUUCAUGCAACUCUUGUCAAUCUUGCCACCUCAGUCGGCUGCAUUACUACCUCCCCAGUUAAGCCACAUCCUAACCCACCCUCCUCCAAGGCUUGCACGUUUCUUCCCGAAAGAUUUCGAAAUCGACAUGGAGGGUGUGAAGGUCCCGUGGGGGGGGGUGGCGCUGCUGCCAUUCUUGGAUGAGGCAGUGCUUGAGAGCGUUGUUUUGCCUUUGCUAGAGAAGCUUCCUCCUGAAGUGCUGAAGCGGAAUGAAACUGGAAAGGUCGUGUUGCUUAUGAGGGAGGGGAAUGAGCAAAUAUGGAGACAGCAUGGUCUGUUAAUAUACGACAGCGACUCGGGAACUUCCGCGUUGGCAACCCUAGACCCUGUCUACGAGCGUGAGUGCUUCUUCUUCAAAAACAAAAUUAUACAUAAGGACCUCGGCGUCGCAUUGGACAUUCCGAGCCUGCUGAACCGUAUAAACAGCUCUAUUGAGGAGGAAGUACCCCAGGGACGUGAACAGCGGCAGGUUCGCAUAUUUCCGUCCUCUCUUCCUUGGGCUUUUCCUGACGUAGUAGACAGUUGCGUUGUUGAGGAGGAAGUCCUCGUCUUACCACCGCUCUUGGCUGCUCGUUUGGAGGUGAGCAAGGUUGUAGGCCUUCUAAAAAUCCUUAGGCCGACGGCUCAUCUCCCCCCAGCAUCCUCUCAGGUGGAUAUAAAGGAUGCAGUCGAUGGCUACGUGGCAACGUUACAGCGGGUCCUACAAUGGACAGAAUUGUCUUCAGUGCGGCCGAGAUGCGGUCCUCCAGUUACGCUGCAGCCACUGCCGAAGCUUCAACCUCAGGGGCAGGAACUUCUCUUCCCAACGGCUCCCCUUCCCGGAGCAUCUCCAGCUGCCGCUGUUUUGACUCCUUCUCUUCAUUCGAAAUGCAUUGCCGAUACGCUGAAUAAAUUGCUCAGCAGCAGAUUUAUUCUCUACGACUACCCUUUUGUAAAGCUGGCAUCUCCGGUUGCUGUGUGGCAUCCUACGUUUUACUUGCCUGUAGAUUUCGGCAGCGCAGUACAGAGCGCUGAUGUCCCCACUGACCCUAUGGAACAGCUGCAGGAAGUGGAAAAGGAAAAGCAACGCCUUCUUUCGCAGGGUGUUGCUGUGGCGGACGAGUCUGAGGCCUUCUAUUUCUUCACGCAGCAUAGAGCAAAGGCGAGAGCUCAGCAGAGUGUUGAGCGACCCCAAAAUACCGCGCCUUACUGGGAUCCAGGCGAGCAGGUCUUAGGCGGCCCCGGCGAGGAAGUACAGCUAGACUGCGCUCCAGUGCAGCCCCUCGAGCUGCAACUGCAGCGCCUCGCGUUAGACGUGACUUGCGCGAUUCCAGGCACAGAACAGCAACAGCUAUCCCGUGGGUAUCACCCCGAGACUGCUCUCUCCACCCUUCUUGUUGAGUUGCUUCCUGUUGAGGAUAUCGUCAUGGAAGAGAAACUAGUCGAUUUACGCACGGCGAACAGCAGCAGCGGCAGCGCUGCUCGUCCAAAUAUGCAUGAGAGGAAGUCCACUGCUUGCGUUCAUUUUCGAUACGGACCGGAAACGGUUUUCCGCCUCCUCCCGCUCCUGUCGACUCCGUCAAAUACCCUCCUUGAAAGCAUGCAGCAGUGUCACCAGGAAGUGAUGGAUGCGGUUGAAGCUCACAGGAAAAUCCAGUGGAAGGCGGGAGAUGACGUUUUCUGUGUCGCACCGAACGAGCAUCAGCAGUUGCGUCUCGGCACCACCGGAGUGCUGGAAAGCUCUCCCGUCAAUGAUAGUUCGCAUCUCUAUGUCCGUGUUUCAUCGUGGCAUGAAGAGCCCAUUGGCUUUCAGACGGAGCUAGAUGACGCAUGCAAAGCGAUCUGCGCAACCAGCUCACAAGGCAAAACUGUUCUGGUUCUUCAGGAAAGAGCUUACACCCUUGAAGAGGCAGCAGGGCUUAUAGGGGUUACCCCUUUCGCCGCAUUCCAAAUCUUCUCGUCUGUCUUCCUCAAGGACGGGGAUAAUUUGUAUGCAGUUGAGCUCGGAAAGCAGCUUAUAGAGGCGUUCCCUGCUUUCGGGCAAGCACUCGAUUCGGCUGGUAGAGGUUCUGGAAGCUUUACGACGAGCUGUCACCUCAAGGCCGCUGAUGUCUUCCGUGGACUGCCAGACCCCGCAUUUUUGGCAUCACGUCUGGCGUCGAUGGCGGCGCAGUCAGCAUCUCGCCGCGCGAAAGCAGUGGCCGGAGAAUAUGCCUGGUUACCAGAUUCAAUCUACAAGGCACUGGAUGAUGAACGGAACGCAUGGAGUAUGGCGACACCGCCUGCUCGCUCGCUGGUGCUUCGUGCGGAAGAGGCCACCUGCGUCCCAGCAGCAGAUCUGCUAUCGAUUCAGAAACACAUCGCAUCCGCAUUCUUACGACUACGGGAAGUCCAGCAGGUGAAGGUCGGGGAGUUUAGAUUUGUAUACACGGUAAUGGCCCAUUUGGGCCAGCGUGUGGCCUACGCCCGGUUCCGCGGAGGACUCAAUUUGAAUCAGCAAGACCAGAACCAAAAAGCAGAGAUUCGCGGGGAGGCGGAUGCGGAAUUCAUACUUUCUCAGAUCAGCGCAGCGGAAAGAGUGACACUGUUUCAGAAGCAGUUGGCUUUCCUGGAGGAUCUGUGCAUCGAGGGGCUUCGAACGGAAACGGAAGCAUUGACACUCUCCGAAUUCUCCUUUGCCCUGCAAGCCACUGGCUACCCCUCUGGUGUAAAGUGA